Fraxinus pennsylvanica is the source of this 774-nucleotide messenger RNA. The record is from the annotation of a GenBank genome assembly. Lineage: Eukaryota; Viridiplantae; Streptophyta; Magnoliopsida; Lamiales; Oleaceae.
AUGGCUACCAUAAGACCUCUUUAUCCACUUUCUUCUCCACUCAAACAGUGCAUUAAUAUUCACUCUUCAACUCCAUGGAUUUACAGCAAAUCGACCUCAGACUCUCCUGUUUCUUCCAUACAGUUACAUACGAAUCAACACCAACAAAGACAAGUUGCUGCUGGAGUCGCAUUCAAUCCUUCUGGGAACUACGAUCUCUCCCUGUAUGAUGAUGAAAACGACACACAGAAAGCACCACCACCAAUGCCCCCGAAAGAGGGCCGGUAUGAAGUAGUAAUCGAUACUAAUAUUAUUCGUGGUCUCGACUUAGCCCCAUUUGAAAGUGCAACUGGAAUAACCUCACCUCUAUCUGCAAAUGCAAAUCCAAAGGAGUUCUUGGAACGUACUAUUGGCUUUACGAUCAACUACACUAGAGAAGAUGAAUAUGACCCUCGCGAGCUAUCCGAAUUCCCUGAUAUUAGGCUGUGGUUUGUUCGAUUGGAUGCUGUGUAUCCGUGGCUCCCUGUUGUAUUGGACUGGCGUGCAGGAGAGCUCGCACGGUAUGCAGCAAUGCUGCUGCCUCAUCAGAUGAGUCUCAGAAUGGGAGUCGUAUUCAACCCGGAGGCACUAGAAUUGUUCAUUAUGCAGAAAGUAUUUGUUGUAUACUCUUGGUUGAAGGAAAAUGACAUUCCAAUGCCAAGAUUGAAGACAAAAGACAUGGCCAGAAUGCUUGGAUUUGGAAUUGGAGAUGAGCUAUUUGAUUUGAUUGAUAAGCAAAUCCCAACUUCAUCAUAA